Molecule: messenger RNA, 2862 nt
Organism: Symbiodinium pilosum
Lineage: Eukaryota; Dinophyceae; Suessiales; Symbiodiniaceae
Source: the annotation of a GenBank genome assembly
AUGAGCUUUUUCACAUGGGGAUGCCUGUGGGCUGUACUCCCCGCAUGUGCUGCAAAUCUCAUGAUCUGGAACGACGGCUACUGCGACAUGGCGGUGCAUCACAAUGGCACAUUGGAAAAGUUGGUGGUCCAUGCGCAGACUGCACAGAAGCUCAUGGGCUUCAAGGGGCCUGCUGAGCUGCACGUGAGCAAGGUAGGCGUCCAGCAGGCUCCGACUGGAGUGGGGUAUCGCUGGGAUGUAAGCAAGGGGAAUGCGGAGAAGGUCCCCGAUUUCUCGGGUCGCUGGGACCUCUUCCACGAGCUCCACCUCCCUGCGAAAGGUGGAGCCUUGACAGUUGUGCUACUGCCAGCGCUGUUUGCGCUGACACUGGCAGCUUCCCUGGCCACGGGUGGGACAACCAUCGGACCACUGGAGACUGCCGUCUGGAUUGCAACAACUGUGUAUUUCUACGUUCAAGGUCUGGUGCAUGUCAUUCGCCUCAGCAACUCAUACCACCGAUAUUGCAUUGAAGUGGGUCUUAACACUUGCGCUGUUCACGGCGAUCGCGUCUGGGGACUCUACGAUGACGUACCGUGGUUCAGCCAUGUCUUCGGCGGGCGUCGCUGGGAUCGAAAAGACUUGCAAACCCGUGAGCUGGUGGCCAACUUCCCAAGCAUCCUGGCCUUUGUCGUUGGUUACCUCGUGGUGAAGGCUGCCUUGAGGCAGCUGAAGCAACCGAAGCUGGAGAAGUUGGCCACCUUGGCCCUGGGCGCUGGGUAUGUGGCCUUCCUGCAUGAGUUCAGCAUCCUCCAGCCUCUAACUUAUGCCUUGCUGAACUACUUCCUCACAAGGUUCUUGGCCUCACGCUGUCGGCCAGCAGUGGUGCCUGCUGCUUGGGUUUUGGGGAUCCUGGCUCUGGCGGCGGCCGGGAAGGAGCUUAGCCUCGAGACCCUGCUGUGCUUUGGACUCCGUUCCAAGCGUCUGAGACCCCUGGCGCGCUGGGGGCAGUGGAUGGACCGCUUCCGUGGGGAGCUCUCCUGGUUUAGCGUCCUCCGCUUCUGGGUCCUGCGCUGCAUCAGCUGGAGCGUGGACUUUGCACGUAGCCUCAAGGCCUCCGAAGCUACUGCUGGGAGCCAAAAGGACAUGCCACAAGCACGAGACCACAACCAGCGAGCUGAGCAUGCGCGACCCCUGCAAGAAUACCACAGCUUAUGGCUCUACUGGACAUAUCUGCUCUAUGCGCCCUUAUACAUGACUGGGCCCAUCAUCUCCUUCAAUGCCUUUGCAUCCUAUACGGAGCGGCCUCAGCGUGAGAUUUGGGGCUGGGCUUUGGUGAGAUACUGGCUACGAUGGCUGUUCAACACCUUUCUUUUCGUAGGAUUUGGCCACUUCCUCUAUACCUCUGCCCUGGCCGUAAACGGGCCACUGCCUGGCAGACGAGAUAACAAGGCCGUAAUCUUCGACAAUCUCUUGAACUUUGGCCUGGAGGGUGAGACGAUGAUCUGGUUCUCUUUCUGGUCUCUCAAGGGCCUCUGGUUUAAGUUUCUAGUGAUCUGGCGUUUCGCUCGAGCGUGGUCUUUGACGGAUGGUGUGGCUGCCAUGGAGAACAUGGAAAGGUGCAUGUGCAACAACUAUUCAGUCAGAGAUUUUUGGCGGGGCUGGCACCGCUCCUUCAACCGAUGGCUGGUACGCUACGUCUACGUUCCCCUUGGCUCCAAGUCUCUCCUUCGACAGCUUGGAAGCACGGUGCUGGUCUUCACCUUUGUAGCAGUCUGGCAUGAACCGACCUUGCUACACUUAGCCCAAGAGGAGCAGAGGCUGCUGGUUUGGGGAUGGCUACUGGCCCUUUUUGUAGUCCCAGAGAUCCUGGCCGAACGCCUCUGCAGCGUUCCUCCCUGCAAGGCCUGGCUUCUGGAGCACCCCGUGCUUGCCAGGCACUUGAGAGCUUUUGGAGGUGCCUGUGGCAUACAGAUGCUGAUUGUAGCCAACCUUGUGGGCUACUCCUAUGGCCUGAAGGGGAUGGGCUACCUCCUCGUGACGCUGCAGAAUCCGAGGAUGUGGCCCUUCCUCUUCUCCUUCGUAGUAUGGCUCUUUGGGAAGACGCAGCUGAUGCUUCUGAUUCGGCAGCGGGAUUGGGACAAGUCCAGCUCUGGAGAACAGGAGCAGCGCGCGUUUGAGCGCGAGGUUGCUGUUCUCAUGAGGACUCGCCAUGAAAACCUAGUCCAAUUUCUGGGAAUCUCGUCGAUUGAAAGGCCCUUCAGGAUCAUCACUGAGUACUGCGCAGGAGGCUGUGUGUUUUCCUUGCUCCACAACCAGGAGCUUCUCCUUUCCUGGUCGCAGAAGCUGCGAAUCUGCUUGGACGUCGCAAAAGCGAUGAAGUAUCUACAUGAGUUCAAUCCACAGGUCAUCCACCGGGACCUGAAGUCUCUGAACUUGCUGUUGACCAGCCCGGUGAAGAGACAGGAGGAUGUGCCCUUUACCAAGGUUUCCGACUUCGGUCUGGCCCGAAUCAAGUGGCAGGCACCAGAUUCCAGCUGGGGGAAGAUGACUCGUGCGGCAGGAACCUGCCAUUGGAUGGCUCCUGAAGUCUUUGUGAGCCACACCUACGACGAGAAGGUGGAUCUUUACUCCUUCGCCAUGAUCCUGUUUGAGGUCAUCUGCCAAGAGAUACCCUUCGAGGAUCAAAACCCAACAGAGAUAGGCCGACUGGCUGUGAAAGGCUGUCGCCCAGACCUGGCUUCGGUGCCGGAGGAGUGUCCGGAGAUCCUGUGCAAGCUCAUGCAGUGCUGUUGGGCCGGGACGCCAGCAAAGCGGCCUCCCUUCUCAGAGAUCCUUCCCUUGCUGGAGCAGGUGGAGUUGCCAGGAGACAGGGUCAGAGCUUAG